UUGUAGAUUUUGCAUGAGUUAUGUCGUCAUUGAAACGAUCAUCGAAAGUCGGUCAACGGAUUCAUCGUGAACGUCCUCAGGUCUGUCACACUGUUGGAGUCAUACUUAUCAGCCAGAAUCGCGAGCACAGUUUGGUCUAUUGGAAAAGAAGAAGGAUUAUGUUCAGCGUGCUCGAGAUUAUAAUUGCAAGAAAAGGAAACUGCAAAAGCUGCGACAAAAGGCAUUGAAUCGAAAUCCGGAUGAAUUCCAUUUCCAUAUGGUUCGAAGCCAUGUUGAGGAGGAUGGAGUACAUCAUGAGAAUACCCCAGAACCUGAUGAGGAUACAUUGGUUCAGAAGAAGUUAAAGAAUUUAGAAGACCUGAAAUAUGUGAAGCAUCGGCUGACUGUUGAAAAUCAAAAGAUCGCAAAGUUGAGAGCAACCUUACAUUUUGCGGAUACUACAGUCACGAAAAAUACACAUACCAUUUUCGUGGACACGGAAGAAGAAGCAAAAAGUUUUAACCCCGUAAAAUAUUUCAAUACGCCGAAAGAAGUAUUGGAUCGAAGAUAUAAUCGACCGCGUAUUUCUACUCUCCAGGGCAGCACCAUCAUAAACGCUAAAAGAAGAGAUGAUGUAAAGCAAGCAGAUCACGAGCGGCGGAAGAUGUAUAGUGAACUAUUGAAGAGGAUGCAGCGUGCCAAAGAAUUGAAAGUCGUUGUUGAAAAAUUGGAAGUUAGAAGAAAUAUAGCAGAGAGUAAGGGAAAAGAACUGCGGCCCAAGAAGAUAACGAAAGGGGAACUGAUGAAAGCACCAGUAUAUAAAUGGAUUUAUGAACGAAAAAAGUAAUUGUUUUGCUGUUUUUUUCUUGUUCUUUUUGGAUACAAUAAACUUUUAAUGGCUUUAACUCAAUGUUACAUGAUAAAACACUCUGUAAAUGGAUUCAUGAACAAUAAAAAUUGUUUCGAACUUUUCGUUAUUCUGUUCGGAUAUGGCAA
Loa loa (African eye worm) is the source of this 975-nucleotide messenger RNA. RefSeq lists its product as hypothetical. The coding region runs from base 257 to 826 and encodes 189 amino acids. Gene Ontology annotation, cellular component: small-subunit processome; nucleolus. The transcript is spliced from 7 exons. The record is from RefSeq and is a predicted model, not a curated record. Gene Ontology annotation, biological process: rRNA processing. NCBI's taxonomy places the organism in Eukaryota, Metazoa, Nematoda, Chromadorea, Rhabditida, Onchocercidae.